UCUGAAAUGGGAAAAAAAUGCUCGAGCUUUACAAGGCAAUAAGCACAACAGUGGUGCUACAAGCUUUGCUAAUCGAAGAGUUGAUAUGAAAGAGAAGAAAGGAGUGUUUAGCGAAUUGGCAUUUUUCAAAUCAGUUUACGCCAAAGAAGAUGGAAGCUUUAAAGAUGGCACACUUCCUCAUCAAUUUGUGGAGGAUGCCAACAAAAAGGUCCAAGAAAAUCUUGCGAGUUCCUCUUCUUCAAAGCCCGUAAUUGAAAUUGAGAAUGCAGUCUUUAAUGAGCUCAUGUAUAAAGGUGAAGUACCUAAACGUCCUCUGAAUUAUGGAUUUGGAGUGAAGCAAAGCGACAUCUUUGGAGUGGAAGGUUUGCUGAGGAAAGAAGGGUCAAGCUAUGUUAACAACAAUGCUAUGGAAGUGGAGAACAUGAAAGGUGAAAUAUCAGUUGUCAAGAAGCAAAAUGAGGACCUUGCGCAACAAAAUCAAGUUCUAAACACCAAGUUUGAAGAAACAACACAAUCAUUUAAAAUGAUUGCUUCUUUUUUGGGACAAGUUUUGAAGGAAGUACGCAAAGGGAAUGUUUCAUCGAACCUUUUAGAUGGUGCGGAAUCAGCAAUAAAUAUGAUUACUGAUGAUUCUGGUGGCAAUGGUGACAACCAGGCCGAGAAAUGAGACUUUGACACUAUUGCCAAAUGCAAGAUUAUUGAUGAUUCAAGUGGUAAUAGUAAAUGUAGAUCAAGAGAUAAACAAGUUAUCUUGAAGCUAAGCUAGCAUAACGAUAUGUUUACUUGUUCGUAGUCAGGAAGUUGUUUUUAUUUAGUUUUGGACUAUCUUGUAGAAAAAAU
Spinacia oleracea (spinach) is the source of this 840-nucleotide messenger RNA. RefSeq lists its product as uncharacterized. The record is from RefSeq and is a predicted model, not a curated record. The transcript is spliced from 5 exons. Lineage: Eukaryota; Viridiplantae; Streptophyta; Magnoliopsida; Caryophyllales; Amaranthaceae. The coding region runs from base 86 to 667 and encodes 193 amino acids.